This is a messenger RNA of Fimicolochytrium jonesii, 1760 nucleotides long. RefSeq lists its product as uncharacterized. The transcript has 10 exons. Gene Ontology annotation, biological process: cytoskeleton organization. Lineage: Eukaryota; Fungi; Chytridiomycota; Chytridiomycetes; Spizellomycetales; Powellomycetaceae. Gene Ontology annotation, cellular component: cytoplasm; plasma membrane; cell division site. Gene Ontology annotation, molecular function: protein binding. The coding region runs from base 372 to 1670 and encodes 432 amino acids. The record is from RefSeq and is a predicted model, not a curated record.
GUAGAGUCGAUGUGUUGACGUAAAGAUCCUCAUAAGGAAAGGGAGAUAUUGAGCGGCCGCAAGUCUCGUCUCGCGUCCGCAAUCCAUUCCGUGCGACCCCCAGUGUCACUGCCAAAAGCCAAGGAACCGGGACCAAAAGGCGCCCUGAAUGCACUUUUAAAACAUUCGCUUCCAUCCAUUGCCGCUCUCUUGUCCUUUUCGUCGAUAUAUCUAUAAUAGGCUGGCACAUUGGCAGUCGGUUCUACUUGGCGUCUUGUUUGCACAUAGCGCACUUCUCCCACUCGCGCCGGGCCCUACAACACGCUGAUCUCUGACGAAACGAAAAGCUCGCGCGAAACAAUAAUUACAUUCAACAGAGAACGUCAGCCAAAAUGGAGAAACCUGCAUUUUAUACGAGUUUCUGGGGCGAGAAUGAUAAAGGCCUAGAGGUCCUGAUGGGCCGUAUGAAGCAGGGCAAGCACGUGUGUGAAGAGCUGCACCUCAUGCUGAAGGAACGGGCUGCGAUUGAGGAGGAUUAUGGCAAGCGGAUGGCGAAACUUGCUGCGAAGUUCAACCCGAAGGAGGAGAUAGGGACGCUGCGUGAAGCGCUGGAUGUGGUGAAGAAUGAGAUUGACAAAUCGGCCAAGGCCCAUAUCGAGCUUGCGCAAGAGAUUCGCGUCAAGUUGGAGAAGCCGUUGUCGGAUUUCGUGUUGACGCAGAGCGCUAUCAGGAAGAACCACAACGCCAUUGUCGAGAAACACCAAAAAGCCAAAGCGGCGCAGGUCGCCACUGUCAUGAAAUGCAAGGAACGAUAUGAGAGUAAAUGCACCGAGGCAGCCCAGCUGUCGCAAAUGAGGCCGGAUCCUGCGUCGAAAGAUGCGGAGAAGACGAAAGCUAGACUCCAGAAAACUCAGGCUCAGGCCAAGCAAGCCGAUGCUGACUACCUAGCCGGUGUUGACAAGCUGACCGAGAUUCAUCGCAAAUGGGUGGAUGAUUUCCGGACUGCUUGCACGGAAUGCCAAAAAUUGGAAGAAGACCGGUUCCACUUUUUGCGCGGAAAUGUCUGGAACUACGCUAACUUCUUAUCAGGGGUCUGCGUGGCGGAUGAUGAGGCGUGCGAGCGAGUACGAGUAUCGCUGGAAGCAUGUGACUUCGAGAAGGAUCUGAUGCAGUUCCUGGAUAGGAGCAGCACAGGUUCCGUCAUUCCCCAGCCUCUCCAAUAUAUCAACUUCUACACCGGCGCCUCAGACAGCAGCCGAAGAAACAGCGAAGCCCGCGGUCCCGACACAGCAUCCGGCAGCAUAGAUCUGGCACCCGCACCGUACAGCGGAAUGUACGCGAACACCGAUUUGAGGCGGGACAGCUCCUCCUCGAAGCAAUCCCAAUCCAACGGGCAGCUAUCACCGGCUAGUCACGACCCAAAGAGCCCCGCGUCGGCGGAACCAGCUCUGGGAGACUCGACGUUCCAAUAUGACCCGUAUCUUGUGCCUGAGAGCAUGCCUGUUCUGUUCUCUGUGCGUGUGCUAUAUGACUACCAAGCGCAAGCUGCUGAAGAACUGAGCAUCGGCAAAGGACAGCUGAUUCCUGUCAUUGCAACACACGAUGACGGAUGGUGGGAAGGCCUCGGCUCAGAAAACGGCAAACGGAGGAAAGGCUUGUUCCCCAGCAACUUCACCGAAACCGUUCGGUAAUAGAUUUCUAGACACUCCUCUUCUCGCCCGGGGUGAUUCCCAAUAAGAUACAUGUACAGCCCAUCUAUGGACCAAUGCAGUAAAUACAUA